Molecule: messenger RNA, 1065 nt
Organism: Glycine soja
Lineage: Eukaryota; Viridiplantae; Streptophyta; Magnoliopsida; Fabales; Fabaceae
Product: NEP1-interacting protein 1-like
Exons: 6
Coding region: 156-854 (232 amino acids)
Source: RefSeq, a predicted model, not a curated record
AAUUAGCCAGAGAAAGAGAGAGAGAAGGGGUCGCGUUAAGGCACAGAAGCUUUAAAUGCGAGUUGGUUGAUUGUAGCUUCCUUUCAAUCUCCUCCUCCUAAUGCUUAUGGACUAAGCAUUGCACAAGAGCGCGUUUUUUAUUCUUGUUGAUAUAGAUGGAUUUUGCGCCGAAUCCGUGCCCUUUGCGUUCUUCUUCGUUCGUGAAUCUCGUUGAGAGGAUUAAACAGCUUGGUACCCUCGCCGUUUCUGCAGUCAUUGGGAACAUCUUCUCCGCGAUCUUGACCUUCUGCUUCGCAUUAGUUGGCACUUUGUUGGGGGCCUUGACUGGAGCUUUGAUAGGACAAGAAACUGAGAGUGGCUUCAUUCGAGGGGCUGCUGUUGGUGCCAUAUCAGGAGCCGUUUUCUCCAUUGAAGUGUUUGAAUCCUCUCUUGUUCUCUGGCAAUCUGAUGAAUCUGGGAUUGGUUGUGUCUUAUACUUGAUUGAUGUUAUUGUCAGCUUACUGAGUGGGAGACUUGUGCGUGAGAGGAUUGGUCCGGCCAUGUUUAGUGCUGUUCAAAGUCAGAUGGGUGCUGUUGAAACCAGCUUUGAUGAGGUUCAAAACAUCUUUGACACCGGUGGUUCCAAAGGUUUGUCUGGAGAUUUGGUUGACAAAAUCCCCAAAAUAAAAAUUACAACUGAUAACAAUGUUGAUGCAUCUGGUGAUAGAGUUUCUUGUUCAGUUUGCCUGCAGGACUUUAUGCUUGGAGAGACAGUAAGAAGCUUGCCUCAUUGCCAUCACAUGUUUCACCUACCUUGCAUAGAUAAGUGGCUCUUCAGACAUGGUUCUUGCCCAUUAUGCAGAAGGGAUCUGUAAUUUUGUAUAUGCUAGUACAGACCGCUAAAAAUGUCCCUUUUUUUUUUGUUUUUGUUUAUAAGCUUAUUUAAUUCUAGGACUUACAUCUAGUGGGAGCCAUUGCAGUUUGAGUGGUACCAUCAUUGUACUAAAUUAGUGUAAAGAAAAUUUUGGGAUAAACCAGUUUCCACUUGUUGUAUAUGGAUGAGAGUGAUUGACCCAUUUUCUAGCC